GGAAACGAGCGGCAACCACAGAAGAAGACAGAGAUACAUUGAAUGAAUGUGCUCGGCUGAUAAGUCACUGACUUUUUUACUCGAAUAAGUUUAUUAAAGAUCGCUGUAAGGUGCUGUUUGGACUGAUAAUGUCGGGAAUACCUCCAGACACAUGGCAGCCGCCAACAGUGUCUUUGGACACGACGAUGGGGACGAUUGUGGUGGAGCUGUACUGGAGACACGCACCAAAGACCUGCAAGAACUUUGCAGAGCUGGCCAGAAGAGGCUACUACACCAACACAAAGUUUCACCGAAUAAUCAAAGAGUUCAUGGUGCAGGGAGGAGACCCUACUGGAACAGGUCGUGGUGGUGCCUCCAUAUUUGGUAAACAGUUUGAAGAUGAGCUGAACCCAGAACUGAAGUUCACAGGUGCCGGUAUUCUGGCGAUGGCCAACGCAGGACCGGACACGAACGGAAGCCAGUUCUUUCUCACUCUCGGACCCACUCAAUGGUUAGAUGGAAAGCACAGUAUUUUUGGAAGAGUAUGUCAGGGGAUGGGAGUGCUGUACCGGAUUGGGAUGGUAGAGACGAGAGACGAUCGGCCAGUCGAUGAUAUCAAAAUCAUCAGAACUAAUGUACCCAAUUAAACAAAUGCUGAUAUCUUUUUUACACUGAUUUUUUUAAAAAUAAAUGUUUGUUAAACA
Plectropomus leopardus (leopard coralgrouper) is the source of this 683-nucleotide messenger RNA. RefSeq names its product peptidylprolyl isomerase (cyclophilin)-like 1 (gene ppil1). Gene Ontology annotation, biological process: protein folding; protein peptidyl-prolyl isomerization. Gene Ontology annotation, molecular function: peptidyl-prolyl cis-trans isomerase activity. The record is from RefSeq and is a predicted model, not a curated record. Gene Ontology annotation, cellular component: catalytic step 2 spliceosome. Lineage: Eukaryota; Metazoa; Chordata; Actinopteri; Perciformes; Serranidae.